Molecule: messenger RNA, 1221 nt
Organism: Lynx canadensis (Canada lynx)
Lineage: Eukaryota; Metazoa; Chordata; Mammalia; Carnivora; Felidae
Exons: 3
Coding region: 366-1055 (229 amino acids)
Source: RefSeq, a predicted model, not a curated record
CCGAGCUUCUCGGGGCAAAGGGGCUUUCCCCUCACAGAGGCGAAGCCCACGGGCUACACUCCCCGCCUCCAGCUGCCCGCGGGUUCCCUAAAACGCUUUCGGAAAACUCUAGAUCUGUCUUGGGGAGGUAGCACCCACGGUGAAACCCAGCCCCGUUGGGACGCAGCUCUGACUCUGACAAAUGCGUCCUACAGAGCGACCGCCAUCACAGCCAAGGCACACAGUCCCACAGCUCCGGAAGGUUCCCUCCUGCCCUUUUGUGGCCAAGCCCUCACCCGCCCCCGGCAACCAGUGACCUGUGCUUUGUCCCUGUGAACUUGAUGUUUUGUAGCGAAGUGAAAAGCCCACGCUGAGCGGCCCCGGCCAUGGCUGGUCUGAGGUCCGGCCGGCCCGCCUGCAUCAGGGCCGCGUUUGCUAGCACCAGGGCCGGCUUCCAGAAGAGGUGGAGGAACACACCCCAUCGCUUCAAGGCCAAUCACAGAAAGAAUCACAAGGACUUAAUUGAAGGUAUCUGGAGAGAGUUUUUAGAUCCUUACGACGGCCAGUCUUCGGAAGAUACCCCCAGCCAUUCUGUCUACAGUCUCAGCACCUGUUGUCCGGGCGACGUGACCUGUGUUGUGCCUUCACACGCACCGACGUCCAGGAGUCCAGGAGAGGUCCGCGUAGAAGAUCCUCUCUCCUCAAAAAUCCCAGACCACCUCCUCAAAGCUGCCAGCUGGGGCCCUGCGUCCCCGGAGGCCGACGACGUGGACAUGUGGCCUGUCGAGGCCAGCGGCCCCGAGGCGCCAGGGUGGCCAGCCGGGCCGUCCGGAGCCCCAGAGGACCAGAGAAUGACGGAGGAGGGGUGGCCCAGGGCAGCCGGUCCCCUCCUCCCCGCCGCGGAGCCCUCUGAGCCCGGCAGACACACGCAGGGCAGGACCAGAGGGUCCUGGCCGCCUCCCAGACUUGGGAGCGAGAAGGACAAGGGGCCCAAGCUCAUCCUCUUCAAGAGGAAACUGGAACUCUUACUUGCAGAGCCCGAGAAAAGGAAGAGGAAGAAGCAGUAUGUGGCCUAGACCGAGGUGAGCGGAGUUGGCUCGGGAAGGAGGUGCCCGUUGGCCAAAGCCAACGCUGACGGACUUGUAUCAAUGGAACACUUGCCCUUUGUGUGUCUUAAACAAUGAACACCUGGGUGCCCACCUGUUUGCUUACAAACGGGUUUCCGGUGGAGGAAAGGUCCUG